UUAAAUCAACCCAGAGAAUAAAUCAUAAAUUGUAAAAUCAUAGAAGAUUUCGCUUGCCGCGUGUUCUUCGAGUAUGCGCGCCGGAUUCGAAAAUGCCGCGACACGCUGUCUUCGAUUUUGCUCUGUGAGUGAUCUCGGUAUCAGGCCCCUAGUCCGAGUAGCCUGGCCAGUGGACGAGAAAGACUAGGUUGACGGGCAACGUCAAAGAAGCGGGCAACCUGUAACAGUGACGAUUCGACGAUACCUGUCCUGGACUAUGAGAACGAGGCGGAUAGCUACGGGAGCAACAGCGGCAGCGGUGCAAGUGGGCGUAAGGGCCGGGAGAGAGAACGUCGUCCCGUGUUCCAUACAUGGCUAUGCUAUGUGGAAACCGAGAGACACAGAGAAACGGACGCACCGGCGGAGUCCCCACCGUGUGGACACGGCGGAGGCGACGUUUUCUCGGCACGAGUGCCCACCGCAUGUUUCGUGCACAGUGUGUGCUAGCACGACGUCGUUGUAUGAUCGUUCUUCUUUUUCGUUUACGACAAUACGAUUGAUCGUUUAAUUCGAGAUCUCUCCGUAAGAGACGAUACGGCGUAAGUAAUUCGUUGGUAUAAUUGCGAAAGGGCUAAACGCGAAACUUCGAACCAGCCCGCAUCAGAAGAUGCACUCGCGAACACGUCACUGGCGUGGGUGUUGCUGUUCCUUUCGUCUAUUUUGAAUAAAAAAGUGGCAGACAGCGUGGUCCAGAGCAGAGACAGUUUCGAAGUUGAAGCGGGUCCGCGCCUAUGGCCGAGUGACAGCUCUCUCAGUUUGGCGAGCGUGCGAUUGGUCCGCCUGUGCUUACUCUCGGCGUUACGUGUGUUGCCUGCGUGCAACAGGCAACGUGGGUUGGAUGCGUGAGUGCGCCUGCGUGAGUGCUACGACGUACCAGCCGCGUGUGCGUGUGCUGCGCGCGAAGGGAAGCCGCAGGGGCCGCAAAACCCGCAUCAAAGGGACACAUAUUGCCAUAGAAUGCUGUGGACGUCUCGAUGCUCCCUAAUCUUAUUGUUAACAACGAUAGCGUCUUGCAUGGACGCAACGAUAGAUGGUUUCUUGGAAGAUGAAACGACCACCAACGCGAUCUUUACGACCACCUCGGCACCAGUGGUCACAACCAUAUCUAGUUUAAAUAAAGUCGAGAAGGCGAUGGUUAAUUCGUCAAAUGCGGUAAAAAGCCAGGAUGAAGAAAAUAUUCAAGACCCAUCCCACGCAUCCUCCUCGCCUUCUUCUGACAUGGUUUGGGAGUGUCCAAAUAUUACAAAAGCGGGCGUUGAGUGUUCUUGCGACUUACCACACACGUUGAGAUGCACCGGUGAUAGAACAACACUGCAGAUUAUCAGCAAACAUUUGAGAUUCAGUCGUCCAGGAACGAUCUCCUUAUUGGAUGUAACAGUGACAGGAAUCUCUUUGCUACCAGCACGCUUUCUGGAAGAUGUUGCUUUGCACGGACUCGUUGUUUCUACCGGAGAAUUGAGACGCGUCCAUGAAAACGCUUUUAUUGGUCUUGUAACACCUCUUCAAGCCCUUGGACUUCCGAACAAUUUAUUAGAUUCUGUACCUACUACGGCUUUGUCGCAUUUAGUCGGCUUAGAAAGGUUGGAUCUAUCUCAGAAUAAACUAAAGAUGCUAGAAGCUGAGUCUUUUAAGGGAUUGUCAAACCUGACAUAUUUAGAUCUAUGCGACAAUUUAUUGUCACAAUUAUCGCCUCAAGCUUUUGCUGCGGUACCUUUGCUACGCUCAUUAAGGAUGCGUGGUAAUCGUUUAAGCGUAUCUGCUCUCUCGGCACUCAGAGGGCUUAAAAGUUUGGAGGAGCUUGAUCUGUCUAACAAUCUAUUAUUGGGUCCAAUGGGUCCAAAUCUUCUUCCUCAAAUGCCACGAUUACAUUUUCUUACCGUAUCCGAAAACGAACUAAUAAAUGUACAGCAAGGAGCCCUUGGGGGUUUAAGGAAUUUAACUUAUCUGAGCUUAAGCCAUAAUCAGAUUGAUGUACUGGAAGAUCAUUCGUUUAAAUAUUUGUCGACUCUUACCAGACUGGAUUUAGCAAAUAAUCGAAUCGUUGCGGUAUCCAGUGCUUCUUUAGCACACUUGGAAAGACUAACAACAUUGGAUUUGACUCAUAAUUUUCUGCGAUCUCUGACUGCUGACUUAGUCGUACCGCUAAAAAGUCUUCAAGAUCUACGUCUCGAUGAUAAUGAUAUCACAAUGGUGGCCAGCGAUGUACCAACGUCCAAAUUACGACUCACAAAACUUUCUUUGGCCGAUAAUCCUUUGAAUUGUGACUGUACGCUUCUAGAAUUCGCCAACUGGUUAAGCAACUCCAGCUUGAACGAGGAAGAUAAAUCUUCGGCGGUCUGCGCAACUCCACCCGCUUUGGAAAAUGGUAUACUGACACAAGUCUCUCCCGGUAGUCUCCUUUGUGGAGAGCCGACACCACCAAUCAUGACUAGACUGCCUUUAGCUGGUGCUCAAUUAACAUUGAAAGAAUUUCACUAUGAUAAAUCAACUGGUAUCAAUCUCUUAUGGCAUGUAGAACCAUGUGCAGAACAGUAUACAUGUGAUAAUUUGAUUGUCUAUGAAACCAUAGGUGACAGUGAGGUUCAAACAGAUUCUAGUUCUCUUCAUUGCGAUUCUCGUAUGAUGAGAGAUCCCUGUUCACUCCCGGUUGCCAUACCUGCCUCAUUACAUUUACAACCAGGCCAUAAAUAUCGCUAUUGUGUAGUACUUCUAGUACCAAAUAGUUAUGAUGAUGUUUCUUUAGGUUUGGGUUGCAGUGAUGUGAUUACAUUAGAAGAAUCUAAACGAGAGUUACAGCAAGAUCAAGAAACUACAGUAUCAGAGUUUUCUUCAUCAUUAGAUACUAGAAUAACUGCAGUACAUGUAAACGUAUCUGACCAAGGCUUCUUGCACGUCGAUGUUAGUUUAUCAAUCUCAAAAAGGUCGAAUCUGCCUGAAUGCGAACUCUCUGUUAUCGUUUUUGACGCUGAAUCUGCGGUGCAUAAACAAAAACUGAAUUGCAGUUUAACGUUUGUAACAUUAGGGGUAUUGUUGCCUGGUCACUAUAAAGUUUGUGCAAGUCUUGACGAUGUCAAUGAAGAAGAUGUUAUUGCAAACUUUGUAGAUAACCGAGAUAGAUUACGCUGCGUCGAAGUGCAAGGGUUCAAACAAAAUACAGAGCUAAUUGUUUUAGCGAUAAUCGGAGCUAGUUGCGUUCUUUUAAUCACAAUUGCAGUAAUUGGUAGAAGCGUUCUGAGAAAGGUAAGACAUCCUAGGAUACAGACACAAUGUUUCCUGCCAGCACAGGAAUUUGAAAUAACUCAUAAAGCACAUUACAUUAAAUUACUAGCUACAACAAAAGUUUAAUUCAUUUCCACCGAGUAUAUAAUUCCGUUUCUCAUUUUGUAAAUAAUUACAGCUUAUUUGUUGUUGACUAUUUAAAAAUGUUGAAAUCGAAUUUUUUUGGUUGAAAUGAAGAAUGUUGUAUUUGAUCUUAUUGUAUAAGAUUGUUUCUAUGAGCUACUAGUCAUAAAAUCGAUAAUUUUAAAGAGAUUAAUAAAUAAUAAAUUGUAAGAAUUUUAAGGAUAAAUAAAAAUACAAUUAAAUAGAUCAGAAAAGUGGUAUGAACGGAUGAUUAUAGUAUAGUCUAAGAGUAUUUAAAACACCCAGUUUUUACACUGCCAUAAUAAUUUAUACUAGCUAAUAAUAUAUGAUCAAAAAGAAAUUGUAUGAAAUUAACAUCUUAAAUAAGGAAAUAUGAUAUAUAAUAACACAGUUAGUUCAUACAGUUUUUCAAUAUUUUUA
Messenger RNA from Bombus pyrosoma, 3822 nucleotides. RefSeq names its product slit homolog 1 protein-like (gene Lrt). NCBI's taxonomy places the organism in Eukaryota, Metazoa, Arthropoda, Insecta, Hymenoptera, Apidae. The record is from RefSeq and is a predicted model, not a curated record. The transcript is spliced from 5 exons. The coding region runs from base 997 to 3384 and encodes 795 amino acids. Gene Ontology annotation, molecular function: protein binding. Gene Ontology annotation, cellular component: plasma membrane.